AUGAUUCUUGCCGCAUCGCCCCUUAAUAAACCCAAAGAGAUUGAGCAAGUCGACACAACCGUUGAGACUACCAACAAGACUGAGUACACAUUCAUAGCAUCCAUCAUUCGCCUUCGAAGACUGGUCGUGGUUGUGGCUGUGGUCGUAGUGGCCGUCAUUGACAUCUUUGUUCUCGAAUGGGUCUUUGACACAAACCCCCAUGGUCUCAAUCCUGGUCCUGCAGCACUAGGUAGAAAAAGACGUCGUUCAGGAUAUAGCCGAUUACAGGCAUCGAUAAAGUUCCAGGUCACAUCACAGUCUGUGUAAUUGUUCCUGGCUCGACAACCCGCACAAGUACGCAAUGGCUCGAGAUUGUUCUGGACACAGAGACAGUUGUCGACGACAGGAUCUCGACCAAUUGUAGGGAUAUCGAUUGGGAUGUCAAAGUGAUUGAUAUUCUGACAGAACAAGGACUUGGCAAAGAAGGGAGCGCAAGCAAUCGUGCAGGCC
Lobosporangium transversale is the source of this 489-nucleotide messenger RNA. RefSeq lists its product as hypothetical. The transcript is spliced from 2 exons. Lineage: Eukaryota; Fungi; Mortierellomycota; Mortierellomycetes; Mortierellales; Mortierellaceae. Bases 1 to 306 code for a protein of 101 amino acids. The record is from RefSeq and is a predicted model, not a curated record.